Messenger RNA from Coffea eugenioides, 471 nucleotides. Its product is annotated as pseudo histidine-containing phosphotransfer protein 6. The transcript has 5 exons. NCBI's taxonomy places the organism in Eukaryota, Viridiplantae, Streptophyta, Magnoliopsida, Gentianales, Rubiaceae. Gene Ontology annotation, molecular function: protein histidine kinase binding; histidine phosphotransfer kinase activity. Gene Ontology annotation, biological process: cytokinin-activated signaling pathway; phosphorylation; phosphorelay signal transduction system. The record is from RefSeq and is a predicted model, not a curated record. The coding region runs from base 1 to 471 and encodes 156 amino acids. Gene Ontology annotation, cellular component: nucleus; cytoplasm.
AUGCUUGUUUUGGGGGCGGAGCGGUUACGACUAGACAUGAACCGCUUGCUUGCGUUACUUUUCCACCAGGGGGUGCUCGAUGAGCAGUUCUUGCAGCUUCAGCAACUGCAAGACGAGUCCUCUCCGAACUUCGUAUACGAGGUUGUUAACAUUUAUUUCCACGAGUCCGAGAAGCUGUUGAGGAAUCUUCGAGGAUUGUUGCUGGAUAAGGAGUUCUCGGAUUACAAGAAGAUGGGAAUACAUUUAAAUCAAUUUAUAGGAAGCAGCUCAAGCAUUGGUGCCAAAAGGGUCAGGGCUGUAUGCGUCGCCUUUCGCGCUGCUUCUGAGCAGAAUAACAGAGCUGGGUGUUUGAGACUGUUGGAGUUGCUAGAACAUGAGUACUGUUAUCUCAAGAACAAACUCCACGAACUCUUCCAGAUGGAACAACAGCGAGUAUUAGCAGCUGGAGUCAGGUAUCCAAUGCAGAAUUGA